Ectocarpus siliculosus is the source of this 606-nucleotide messenger RNA. NCBI's taxonomy places the organism in Eukaryota, Phaeophyceae, Ectocarpales, Ectocarpaceae. The record is from the annotation of a GenBank genome assembly.
AUGCGAUGGGGGCUAUGGUCCCCGAUUGACGCUGAGUGGAUGCAACUGGUGCAAGACAACUACAACAAGCAUCACCGGCUAGCAGGGCCGGUCCGUGAAGAUGGCGAGGCUCUGAUCCCUCUCAAGAUCCACCAUAUCUGGCUGGGCAGCCCGCUCCCCGAAGCCUUCGCCCGCCUUCGCGAGUCGUGGCUGGCGAGACAUAGCGGGCUCAGCAGCCAGGGGCGUGGACCUGAGAGGAGCAAUGGUGGCAGUACACCGUGGGAGGUGCGGCUGUGGACGGACGCUGACGUCGAUGCUUUCGGCUUGGAGAACCGCGGAGCCUACGACGCUGCCCAAAACUUCGGGCAAAAGUCGGACAUCCUACGCUACGAGGUCCUGCUUCGGCACGGUGGUCUUUACGUGGAUGUGGACUUCCUCUGCCUCGGCUCAUUCGACGACCUUCACAAGCGCUACGAGUUCUACGCAGGCGUUUCUAACACGGGCACGUUCGAGCUCAACAACGGCCUCAUCGGGGGGAAAAGCACCAACCAAAACUUGGCCUUGCCCCCGGACCAAAAACUGGGUCGGGGGGGAAAAAACCCCAGCCCGAAAAAGGCCAAAAACUAA